Molecule: messenger RNA, 3695 nt
Organism: Aegilops tauschii subsp. strangulata
Lineage: Eukaryota; Viridiplantae; Streptophyta; Magnoliopsida; Poales; Poaceae
Molecular function (GO): zinc ion binding; nucleic acid binding
Source: RefSeq, a predicted model, not a curated record
GAAGGCAUUGCUCGGAUAUGCUCGGAUUGGUUCUUUAGGGUGAAAAUCUAGAUUCCGACCUCGUGUGGUUGGAUGCGGUGACGGCGACGCUUAAGCGUCGCUUCCGUCGUAAAGGCAUUGUUGUUGAAGAAUCUCGUCGUCGGUGUGAUGUCAUGAGGUGGUUGGUGCGGAUAUGGUAAUUUAUGUAGUUUGCAGAUCACGGAUCAGAUUGCUUUGGUUUUUUUUCCUAGCCUAUGCAUAGUUUUGGUCUUGUAUGAUUUUACUAUGAGUGUGUGUGUGUUUUUGUACGUUUGUAAUGGUUGUGUGCAUCUUAACUAUAUAGAGACCGGUUAUGUGCUCAUUAUGUUUUGUAUUAUUUUGAUGCUUCAUUUUACGCAAAUAAAAUCCAUCAUUUAUCAAAAAUGUGGAUAAACCACCACCAAUCGUCGGAGUGGCACGGUGUGGCUGGUGCACACACCGGGGUAUUAUUACAUGCGUAUGCAGUAUGCUACUCCCUCCGUUCCAAAUUACUCGUCGUGGUUUUAGUUUAAAUUGAACUAAAACCACGACGAGUAAUUUGAAACGGAGGGAGUAGCUACUAGAAAUCACACUAGUUUGAAACUUAAACUGACCGUGCAGCUAAUUAGAAAGAGCAGGCUAGCUAGCUUUUCACUGCCCCGUAUGCAUGUGCGCGUGCUACGUUCAUUCACGUUUUUGUCAACCUGCAAAGAAACUGAGUGUGCCACCUCGUUGCCAAAGAGGGUAUGGGUGCUUCGCGGACGCAACUUCGCGGUAGUUUCCUUUCUCACUGCCAUUGCCAUGAGAUGAACCGGACUCUCCUCCCUGUGUGUGUGUGUGUGUGUGUGUGUGUGUGUGUGCAGCUCAGGCCGCGGCUGCUCGACACGUAGUGGGUGUUGAGGCAGGCCCACGCCGAUCGAGUUGCUUUGCUUCUCUCUCGCUGCUGCUGCGCUCCUCGCGGCUCGGGCACUUAAGCAGGAGCCGCUCCACCACUAGCGUGGUCGUUGCGCUCUGUAGUUGUUGCUCGAGCCCCUUCAGAAGGAACCACACCAAGCUAGCAAGCUAGGAAGAACCUCCCUCCCGUGCAUCUGACCAGCAAGUGACGGUGAGUCCCCUCCAUCUGCGGCCGUCCUGCUAUUCUUUCCUUCUUCCUCUUCUUCUUCUUUUUCUUCUUUCAUGUUGAAUGGGGACAUGAAAUUAGAGAAGAGGAACCUAACCAUAAGUUGUUGCUGAUCUCAUGAUCUCCUCCUACUGCUACUCCUACCUAGCUUGGAUCGAUGUCCAUGGACGGCAAGACCCCUGAUCUGUUGGGUGAAUAAGCCGCGGCGGUGCACUGGGCUCGACUGGCGUGUGUAUGGGCGCGAGCCGGACGCGUCGGGUGCACCGGGUCCGCGGGGUUGGUGUGUGUGUGUGUACGUGUGGUGCACGGGGUGACCGUGCGGGUAGACACCGUGCAUGUGUGUGUGUGUAGACUAGGUCAGGACAUGAUCCGAGCGCAGCGGGGGCGCGUGAUCGUUGAGGGCUCGGCGCAGGGCGCGCGCGCGGAGCGCGUCGCGGGGCGUGCAGAGCGGGCCGAUCAGAGCGCGCGAGUGGGCAGGAGCGAGUGGGUCGUUGCCCAGCUUAGCCCGCGUAUAAAGCUCACGGAGGUGAUCAUUGUACUGGGUGGUGUGUGCUGAGUUCGAGCUCAGGGAAAUUGGCGUUGUUGCGCCGGGAAAAACCACCGUGUCUCCGUGUCCUUCUUCCUCUUCUGAUCUUCUUCUUCUCGUUGGUUCGAGCCACGGCGUCACAGAGAGAGUAGAGAGCUAGGGCGAGGGCAUAGCCACGGCAACAACAGUUGGCAUCAGAGCCACGUUCUGGUCAGGGCGCGCCGGCGAUGUCGAUCGUCCCGUACGCUGGCGGAACAGGCGGGUCGCUGGCGGAACAGGCGGGUCGCUGCCGCAGUCGGUGCCACUGCUCACCGGCGACAACUACACGACAUGGUCGAUCAAGGUGGAGGCGAACCUUGAUGCGGCCGGGCUGUGGGAGGCGGUGGUGGUGCCGGAGGACGCGGUGGCGGCCGUCAUCGCGAAGAAGGACAAGCCUGCGCGCGCCUACCUGCUCGGUGCACUCGCCGAGGACCUUCUGCUGCAGGUCGCGUCGAAGAAGACGGCGGCCGAGGUGUGGGCGAGUUUGAAGGCCAGGUUUGUGGGCGCGGACCGCGUGCGCGCGGCGCGGCUCGGCACGGUCCGGGGGGAAUUUGAGCUCCUGCGCAUGGCGGAGUCACAGUCCCUGGACGCGUUCGCCGGGAGGCUUGGUGGCAUGGCGGCGCGCUACGCGGCGCUGGGCUCGACCCUGGAGGACGCGGCGCUUGUCAAGAAGCUGCUCGACUCGGUGCCGAACCGUUUGUACGCGGCGGUGGCAGGGAUCGAGCAGUUCUGCGACGUCGGCACGAUGCUGUUCGAGGACGCGUUGGGGCGGCUGAAGGCAUUUGACGAGCGGCUGCGGCGACGCGAUCAGGCAGGCGGCGAGGGCGCGGACGGGCAGCUGCUGUACACCGCGGCACAGUGGCGUGCGCGCGAGCGGCGUCGGAGCGGUGCACGCGGAGACGACGACGACGACGUGCGCAGCGAGGCGUCGCGCUUCGGCGGGAACCGGCGCGGUCGCUGCUACAAGUGCGGCGAACGGGGGCAUUUCAAGCGCGAGUGCCCGCAGCUCAAGAAGGCGCCGGCGGCGGAGCGAGCCCUGCUCGUGGACGAUGUCGAGGACGCCGGGCUGCUCUGAGCCGCGGCUUAGGGCGCGAGUGUUGGGUGAAUAAGCCGCGGCGGUGCACUGGGCUCGACUGGCGUGUGUAUGGGCGCGAGCCGGACGCGUCGGGGGCACCGGGUCCGCGGGGUUGGUGUGCGUGUGUGUACGUGUGGUGCACGGGGUGACCGUGCGGGUAGACACCGUGCAUGUGUGUGUGUAGACUAGGUCAGGACGUGAUCCGAGCGCAGCGGGGGCGCGUGAUCGUUGAGGGCUCGGCGCAGGGCGCGCGCGCGGAGCGCAUCGCGGGGCGUGCAGAGCGGGCUGAUCAGAGCGCGCGAGUGGGCAGGAGCGAGUGGGUCGUUGCCCAGCUUAGCCCGCGUAUAAAGCUCACGGAGGUGAUCAUUGUACUGGGUGGUGUGUGCUGAGUUCGAGCUCAGGGAAAUUGGCGUUGUUGCGCCGGGAAAAACCACCGUGUCUCCGUGUCCUUCUUCCUCCUCUGAUCUUCUUCUUCUCGUUGGUUCGAGCCACGGCGUCAGAGAGAGAGUAGAGAGCUAGGGCGAGGGCAUAGCCACGGCAGCAACAUGAUCUGCUGCCUCUGAGCGCGGCCAAGAAGAAGAUCCGCGAUGGCGUCCCGCUGGUCUGCGCAUGGGCGCUCAUCAACACCUUCAGCACAGCAGUCAGCUACGUAGCCGUCGACUACAUCCCCGUCUCGUGCAGCCAGUCCUCCUUCAUUCUGCCGUGCAUAGAGCUGACGGACGCGGAGGAAGCCAGAGUAAUCGCCCUCUCCAUCGGGAUGCUGUGCUGCGCCCCAUUACAGGCGGCCGCCGCGGCGCUGGCGCUGCUGCUCCCAUGCCGCCGUCGCUCUGCCCGCCGUGCCCUCGUCUACCUCGCGCUCGCGGUCACCGUCCUCUUCCAUUGCAUGAGCGCCAGCACCGUCUGGAUCUUCCUCGCCGCCGACCCAGGAUACAUCUUCG